This is a messenger RNA of Artibeus jamaicensis (Jamaican fruit-eating bat), 6230 nucleotides long. It is a transcript of the gene WDR31, whose product is annotated as WD repeat domain 31. Gene Ontology annotation, molecular function: protein binding. Bases 264 to 1445 code for a protein of 393 amino acids. The transcript has 11 exons. Lineage: Eukaryota; Metazoa; Chordata; Mammalia; Chiroptera; Phyllostomidae. The record is from RefSeq and is a predicted model, not a curated record.
GGAGGCGUCAGGACAGCGGAACUGCGGUUCAGCAGCCCGCGAGCGCGCCCGGACGCUUUUCGCCAGAACCCCCACCCUAACGACGCGCGCCUCGUUGCUAGGGGCGGAGGCUCCAGAGGCUGUAGAGCGCAGAGGGUGCUGACUCCCUGAGGAUCGGCGCCCCCAGACCAGCCUCAUUCCCCGCCAGCCCCAUCUCCCCGCUGGGCAGGCCGCCGAUGGAGAUUAAAUUACAGUGGCUGCCUGAACUAUUUUCCAAAGUAUAAAUGUUACAAAGCAUUGAAUACCGCAACUCACCAAGAAGAUCCUAUUGGUUUGGGGGACACAACUUCCAGCAGCCACAAGGGAUGCUGCAUCUCCGGCACCGUCUGCAACGAGCUCCGCCUCAGAAGCUUUUGUGUAGGUUCUGUGCCAUGAUGGGGAAACUGCAAAGCAAGCUCAAACACAGCACCUACAAAUACAGGCCUGAUGCAGUUAUAGAAGAGAGAAUUCCAGCUAGAGCUCUUCAAGACUACAGCCCAGCUCACGUGGAUGCUGUCUCUGCUGUUGCUGCUCUGGACUCAGACCUGUGUGUCUCGGGAGGAAACGAUCAGACAGUCGUGGUCUACAACUGGAAAACUGGAAACGUGGUGAGAAGGUUCCAAGGACACGAGCAUGAAAUCACCAAGAUAGCCUGUGUCUACAAGUCGAAGCAGUUCUUCAGCGCCUCUCGGGACAAGAAGGUCCUGAUGUGGGACCUGCACGGCUCCUCACAGCCCAGCCAGCGGUUCUCCGGCCAUGCCAUGGCGGUCAUGGGAGUGGCCGUGAGUCCCGACUCGGCACAGCUGUGCACUGGCUCUCGGGACAACUCCCUACUUCUGUGGGACGUGGGGACCGGACAGUGUGUGGAGCGAGCUUCAGUCUCCAGGAACUUGGUCACGCACCUGUGUUGGGUCCCCCGAGAACCAUACGUGCUGCAGACUUCUGAAGAUAAGACCGUCAGAUUGUGGGACAGUCGGGGGCUGCAGGUAGCACAUAUAUUUCCCGCAAAGCAACACAUUCAGACCUACUGCGAGGUCAGUGAGGAUGGACACAAGUGCAUCUCCUGCAGCAACGGCUUUGGAGGGGAAGGCUGUGAAGCCACGCUGUGGGAUCUGAGGCAGACACGGAACAGAAUAUGUGAGUACAGGGGGCAUUUCCAGACUGUUGCAUCCUGUGUCUUUCUACCAAGAGCCCUGGCCUGGAUGCCUGCAAUUGCUACCUCAUCACAUGACUGCAAAGUGAAGAUUUGGAACCAAGAUACCGGCGCCUGCCUGUUUACCUUGUCUCUGGAUGGAUCAGGACCCUUGACAUCACUGGCUGUUGGCGACACCACCUCCUUACUGUGUGCUAGUUUCAGCAGAGGGAUUCACUUGCUCAGAGUGGACCACAGCCGAGGGCUGGAACUGCGGGAAGUGGCAGUGUUCUGAGACCAGGAGACGUUUGCUGGACAGUAUCACGCCGUGGCCCCUCCUUUCUGAGUGUGGUUUUGUGUUUUCCAUGUUGUCUUCAGAGGAGGGCAGUGUGGGGCGUAGGUUCGCUCAGAGGGCAUAUCAGUGUUAGAAGGCAGUUUAAGGCCACUGGUUCCAAAUCAAGUACAGAGUAACCUAAGGUUCUCAAGCUAAGUGAAAUCCAGAUGCAAGUUUUAGUGAGCUCUUGGGACUGCUCUUCAAAAAGCAGUUUAUGGCUCAAAGUGGUGACCUGUAGGUCUCUGAAAGGGGUCUCUGUGAGAGGACAUGGUGUCUGAGUCUCUUAAAGCGACCUUUUCCAUGUCUCCACAGAAGGAGAAAAAGCAAGGGGGGGGGGGAAGAAACUGUUUUGCUUGGCUCCAGAUGAUCUACGUGGGAAAUAGUACAGCACCAUAGAGGAAAUAGACACGAUAUGAAGGUCCAGUCACUGCUCCUCAGCAGCGUGAAGAGUCAAAGUUAGGGCAAGAAAGCAAAAGCCUUGGCUUCCACUCACAACAGUAGCAGAAAGGGUGGCAAAUCCCUGCGAGUUCCUGGUCCCUCCUUAGACUGGUGCAGAGCUUAUAUGAAAAUAAGACCCGAGGUGGCUUGAACAGGCUGACAACCCUAAGGAACUUGUCCAGGAUUAUGGGAGUUACUAAACUGGUUCCGUAGGUAAGGAAAUGGAGAGGUUGUGAGAUUAACUUUUUUCACUUGUACAUUUUAGUAUUUUUAUUUAGUUUUAUGUAAACUGCCUCUAGGGAAUGGCCAGAGUGAGGCAAAGGGAAUGUCUGCAAUGACAAUAGAACACAGAAAUAGUGGAGGCAUAGACUCCACUGUGCGCUGGCCACUGAGGCCCCUGCGUGAGGAGGGGCAGGGGCUCAGGUGUGCCUGUGUGGUCCCAGGAGGUCAGUCCCCACGUGGUGCCUGUAAGCCCCGGUUCCUCGCGUGGAAAUCGAGCUCCUCCUGCCUUCAGGCAGGCCCACGCCUAAGGCACCUGCCCCCAGAGGAUUCCCUUUCUGAUGAGUCCCAGCCCAAGGAAGGUUUUGCAUUUGUCUUCUCUGCCUGCCCCUGACACCUGUGGCUGACCGCCACCUUCCUGCCUCCCCCUGCUCCUCUUCAAGUCCAGCUCCCCCAGGCCGUCUCCACCAACCAGGGAGGAGAAUCUCAAGCAGCUGCAAAGCACCUGACCAGAGUUUGAAUCUCCAUUUAGCUGGAUGGUCUUGAGCAAGUUGUGAAAUCGCAGCUUCCUCACUUAUUGUGUAGGGCCGUAAUCAUACGUUCCUCACAGGGCUGUUCUGAGGACUGAACAGAACCAUAUUAAAUGCCAAGCAAGGCAGUAGGUGCCUAUAAGUGGUAGCCAUUGUUAUUCACUGCCCUCUGUGCAGACAAAACGCUCUCUUUACCACAUGAAACAUCUGCCAUUCCUCGUCCGUUCUCCUUAGAUCUUAUUUUCUAAGCUUUAGUCAUUGCUCAGCUUUCCCUUUGAUCUUGGCACUCUGAAAGAACAAAGGGGUGGUGAACGUGGAAGCUGUGUCAUUGAGCAGCUGCAGGUGGCUGAACACAUCUAUUCUCACUCCCAUUCUGCUCCUCAGAGAGGAGCUGGUAUUCCCAUUGCACUGAUGAGGACGCGGAGGCCCAAGGUCACACACACAGGUAGGAAGGGGAAGAACUGAAAUUUGAACCCAGGUCAGCCUGACUCAAAGCUGGAUUACUUUCCUCCCUUUGCCUUUGCCUUUGGAUGAUGUCACGAGUUCACUUUAGAAAUGUUAGAGACCAUGAAAUUGUUGGUGCAUUUUCUAGACCAGUUAAUUAACUUUUUGGCUCCAAGGAGGUCUUCCUGGCCAGGCGCCCAGGAGCAGUAGACGGGUGUCUCAGGGAAAGCCCCAGAGCACCUGCUGGUGUACAGCUGACCCCUUCCCCUAGAAGGGAGGCAGGCAGCAGGUCAGAAAACCCAAGGGAGCGGGUCGGGAGGGGUCCCCGGGGGGAGGAGCAGGCUGCUGUGGAGGGAGCACACCUGUGAGAGAACGGGUCCUCUGAUGAAUCCGCAGGGCGCUGUCACCCUACACUGCACACGUGUGUGUGAUGUGUAAGUGCCUUAUUGUGCAUUUCAAGUAAAAAAGAUUAAUAAAUGUGAAUGCUUUGGUAGGAUUUUUCAGUGUUGUGUACCCUACACAGGCACCCUCAGCACCUAAGAUCCAGGCUGCUAAACGCAUUCGUUCGCCUGCAGAGGUGGCCCCGCUAAGUCAUAGUGAGGGGCUUUCCAAAGGCAGCUGAUGUUUUUUCCCGGAAGGUGUCUAAACUCUUGGAUCUGGACAAUUGUAUAUUUAAAAUUUAAAUAAAUUUGUGUCUUGUAUAUUUACCAUUUAAAUAUAUUUAUAUAGCCCUGGCUGGUGUAGUUCAGUGGACUAAGUGUGGGCCUGCGAACCAAAGGAUCGUGGUUCAAUUCCCAGUCAGGGCACAUGCCUGGGUUGCAGGCCAGUUCCCAGUGGGGGACAGGAGAGACAACCACACAUUGAUGUUUCUCUCCCUCUCUCCUUCCCCUCCUCUCUAGAGAUAAAUAAAUAAGAUCUUUUAAAAUAUAUAUAUUUAUAUAGUUAAGGAGUGGUGAUUAUUAAUGGCCUUCAUUUUGACACAGGAAAUACAAGUAUAAAACUCAGGUCACUUGGUGUUUUUAACCUUUUAAUACUAAAAAAGGGCACUUAGCUAUUUCUGAGUAGCCUUUGGAAACAUAAUGAUUAAAGAACAGCUUUGUCGUAAAAAAAUGUGCUGACUGCUAGCCAUUUCCCAAAAUUGUCACCUCCCCUGGCACAGGUGGCCCGGCCAAGACCACAUUCUCAGCUAGGCACGGCCCUGAGAGCGGGUUCUUGUCAGCGGGCGUGGGGUGGAAGUGAUGUGUGUGGUAACUCCCACCCCGGUCACCUGGAAGAAACACAUCUGCGCAGGACCCCUGCUCUGGGGCCCCGCCCACUAGCCAGGAUGCCAACUGACUGCGGGUAACGGCUUCAACUAUUCGGAGGAGGACAAGGUGACGAACCAGCGAAAAAGAAGGAAGCUGGGGCCCCAGAGAACCUCAAGGAGCUGAGUUGCUCCAGCAGCCUGGCCUGUGACUGGAAAGAAAUGAGCUUCAUUCUUUCUAAGCCAACGUCUACGUUUUUAACUUUUAAUUCAAGUACACAAUCAUAAACCAUUUCGGACACGUUAAGUUUAUAGCUUUGGAGACAGACUCUAGUCACCAGUACCUGGAUGGAGGAGCACACUUCACCCAGGAACGAUGAUGGCCUCCCUCAGCCUCCCCUCCAGGCCUGUCUGCCAAGGAAUUUGUAACAUCAAAGGUGUUUGUCUGCUGUUCUAUUUUAUGUAAAUGGAAUCAGGCUGUAUUGUAGUCGAUGGAAAAUGUGGCCCCGGUGUCUCCCAUUCCUGCAUGUCUGACCUUUUGCAACAUGACAUUUUCUCAUCAGUGGGCAGGAUCUACUUCCCCACCCCUUGAAUCUGCACCAGUCUUUUGAUUUCGCUUGAUGGACAGAAUCCAGGGGAACAAAUGCCACACCACUUGUGAAGCCCGGGCUACAGAGGCCUUGGGGCUUCAGUUGCACCCUCUUGGAAUGCUGCUCAGAGAUCUCUGUGUCCGGAAGGUGACCCGGGCCACGUGGAGAAGAGCCAAGCACUACCGGGUAUGUGCGUGAGGUCACCUUGGACCUUGCAACCCCGCCAGAUCUGCAGCCAAAUUCAGCCACUGAUGAAAUCACAAGGGAAGCCACAGCUAUUCCAUACAAUCAUGAAAAAUAAUGAAUCACUGUUAUGAGACACUAAGUUUUGGGGUAGUUCGUUAUUCAAUAGAUUUAAGUGAAACAAGUAUAUGCUUUUAUUUUGGCCAGGCUUUUUUUGCUCAACAUGUGUGGGAGAUUGAUUCAUACUGUUGCGUGCAGUGGAGUAUUAUUCCUUCCCAUUGCUGCAGAGUAUUCUAAUGUGGGGCAAUAUUAUAAUUUAUCCACUUCACUACUGAUGGGCUAGCUUCUAGUACGCGGCUCUUACAAACAGUGUUGCUGUGAACAUUCCAAUAACGUGUCCUUUGGUGAACAUAUGCAGUCAGUCUGUUGUGGUCAGUCUGUAAUUAGAGGCAGGCCUUUCUGGGCUAGUGUGUAAACUGUGCCAUCAGCUUUAACAGAUACACCUCUUUCCCAAACAGGUUGCCCCGUUCACAUCCCACCCCGUGUGCAGGGGUGUUCGCAGAGCCUCAGUUGUUCCCUGCCCACACUCCAUGCUCUUAAACUCUGCAACCCUCCGUUGUAAAGGUGAGUGCAGAGCAGGUGAAAAGUUCGCUAGGGACGUGUUAGCUUCAUGAACCAAUAUUAGAAAAGAGCUGGCCCAGCUGGAUUGGAUGUUUACUUUUCUUCCUGACAAUUCUAGACAAAAGGGCAGAAUUUAACAACACAAACUUACACACAAUGCUUUAUAUUUUAAUACUACUUCCCAAUCAUAAUUUCAUCUGAGUCUUCCAAUAAAAUAACACUGUAAAAUAGGCAGCCUUGGGAAUAUUGCAUUUGCUCUGCAGAGAAGGAAAGUGAUUUGCCAAAGAUCACACGGCAGGUGCAGAUCCCCGAUGGGAGCCCAGGUCUCCGGACAUGCAGACUGGUUCUUCCCAGCAAAGCCCUCCGCCUCCCAUGGCGUUGUCCUGGUGGUGCUGGGCAUGAAAGCCGGGGCGGGGGCGGGGGAAGGUAGGAGGUAUUUGUAGCUGGGGAAUAGGUGACACGGGCUAAACAUUGCAGA